Cinara cedri is the source of this 1167-nucleotide messenger RNA. Lineage: Eukaryota; Metazoa; Arthropoda; Insecta; Hemiptera; Aphididae. The record is from the annotation of a GenBank genome assembly.
AUGAAGGUUUUAAAUGCAAAUUUAGUUCAAAAAGAGACUAAUAAUGAUCCAUUAUUAAGUAAAGUGAAGUAUUAUAUAUCAAACCGUUGGCCAGAAAAAGUCAACAAAGAAUUAGAGGUGUUUAGACAUAAACAAGAACUGCUGAGCUUAGAACAAAAUACUAUAUUGUGGAGACACAGAAUAGUAAUACCAAAGAGCAUACAAAAUAAAAUUCUGGAGGAGUUACACUAUAAUCACUUAGGGGUGGUUAAAAUUAAAUCGAUUGUGAGAGGUAAUUUAUGGUGGUUAGGCAUCGAUAAAGAUAUUGAACUUAUCAUUGGGAUACUAUCCCCCUCUCCAAUAAACUUAAACCAAUAAAGAAAGAUACAAAAAAAUGAAUUCCACCCGACCACUUCAACAGACGACAGGAAGUCUUCAUCACAAGAUGCAAAAUUGGACACUCUUUUCUAAGUCACUCUCAUCUGAUUAGCAAAGACCCUCCACCCACUUGUAAUGAAUGCCACGUUGACCUUACAGUUCAACACAUCAUCCAAGACUACUCAAAGUACCAGGUCAUAAGAAAUCAACUUAAAAUACCACCGAAUAUGGAAGAAGUGCUUAAUGAAAACAAUGUACAUAAAAUCAUUAUAUUCUUAACCAAAACACACCUUAUAAGCAAAUUGUAACACUGUAAUAAUCUACACGUAGCCAAUAAGUCUUUAAAUAGUCAAUAAGUUCUUUUUUUUUAAUUGUACAGGCUAAUGACCUUUGAUGUUGAAGCCUUAUUGUAUAAUAAUAAAAAAAAAAGAUAUUGAAAACAUUGCCAGCAAAUGUAAUGAUUGCAAUAAGGUUAGACCCAUGCCAGGAAAAACAAGGAUACAUACAUGGGAGUGGCCACAAAAUCCUUGGCAAAGACUACAUGCAGACUUUUUAGGUCCAUUUAAAGAACAGCUAUUUUUAAUUAUAGAGGAUGCAUACUCAAAAUGGCUAGAAGUAUUUAAAGUCCCUGCGACAGGAGCUCAAUAUUCAAUAGAUAUAUUUAGGAACUUGUUUGCAAGAUAUGGGUUACCUGAAUACCUAGUAACAGCUAAUAGCCCACCUUUUACUUCUGUACAUUUCCAACAGUUUUUAAGGGAUAAUGGAAUAGGUCACAGGACAUCUUCUGCUUACUAUCCCCAAAGCAAUUGA